AAACCUCUCGUUUUUCUCAAAUGGUGUUUUGGUACGGAAGUGAUCUAAGAAUCGGCCGGUUGUUUGGAUAUAAUUUGAAGAAAAACUUCCUGCACAUGUUUGUAUAAUUAAUACAGAGGAUAGUCAGUAUAAAAUAAAAUCAAAGGUGUAAUUGCUUAUCUACAAAAUUCCCAAUUUUCGUGUAUGUGACAAGUGUUGUCAAGAUGUGGCCUAGGGUGUUAACUUACCUGCUUCUAAACGCCGUUUUUGUGCUAGGCGCGACGCCUGACGAUGAGUCCUGCCAGACUUACGCAGGGGGAAGUGUGUACCCCCACACUGCCAACCCCGAACGAGCGGAACAUAAGUUGCAGUGGACCAAAGCAGUCAUAUCAAAACCUGCGCCUGUAUGGGAGAGCACGGCAGUGGUAAACGGGGAGUUUGUACAAUUGAAAUCGACCGAUUACCUGGGGAAGUACCUGGUCUUCUUCUUCUAUCCCUUAGAUUUCACGUUUGUGUGUCCAACGGAAAUCCUCGCUUUCAGCGACAGGAUAGAGGAGUUCCGGAAGAUUAACACGGAAGUCGUAGCGUGUUCGGUUGAUUCGCACUUCACUCACCUCGCUUGGAUUAACACGCCGAGGAAGGAGGGCGGGUUAGGAAAAGUGAACCUUCCGUUGCUCUCCGAUUUAAAUCACAGUAUAUCGAAGGAGUACGGCGUGUUUCUGGAAGAUUUAGGGCAUACCCUUAGGGGGUUGUUCAUAAUAGAUCCCAAGGGGAUCCUCCGACAGAUUACUAUGAACGAUUUGCCGGUCGGUAGGAGUGUGGAUGAGACGCUCAGGCUCGUCCAGGCCUUCCAGUACACGGAUAAGCACGGGGAAGUUUGUCCCGCAGGGUGGAAGCCUGGCCAGGACACGAUCAUUCCGAAUCCCAUCGAGAAGAAGAAGUACUUCGAAAAUCAUUAAAAAAAUUUUGUAUCAUUAUACACAUUCCUAAAUAGGUUACAUCACAAAAAAUGUUUAUAAUGCUUUAUAUUUUUGUUAGGUUUCGGGAAAAUUAAAAAUAAGGGUGAUAUAUAUGUUUAAGGCGACUGAAAUCUGUCGGAGAACUGAAUUUUGUGGUAUAAUGACAAUUCCUUUGUACUUUUUUAUACAUACAUCACAUAUUGAACUAAUAAACCAUUGGAAACA
Molecule: messenger RNA, 1163 nt
Organism: Anoplophora glabripennis (Asian longhorned beetle)
Lineage: Eukaryota; Metazoa; Arthropoda; Insecta; Coleoptera; Cerambycidae
Product: peroxiredoxin-4
Exons: 5
Coding region: 204-938 (244 amino acids)
Biological process (GO): hydrogen peroxide catabolic process; cell redox homeostasis; cellular response to stress
Cellular component (GO): endoplasmic reticulum; cytosol
Molecular function (GO): thioredoxin peroxidase activity
Source: RefSeq, a predicted model, not a curated record